AUGGGUUAUACCGUUGCACCAUGGGAACUGGAGUUCCAGCGUCAUUUGACAGAGGGAAAUCGUCAAAGAAAGCUAACUAGACGAAUCUGUCGAAGUCAAUCAGCGCAUUCAUCGAACAAAGAGUUUCUGUAUCACCUGAUUGCUGCUGAACUUGACUCAUAUUCACCGGAAUCGGAACCGCAUGAUUCGAAUGACGAAUCUUCUCAAUGGACCCGAACGCAUCGCUACUCGGAUGUUAUAGAUAUUGAAUUUUGGAAUCAGGAUUCGACAGAGUCGGUUUCAUGCGAAUGGAUGAAAACUCAAAUGGAUAACAACCGAAGGCAAUCCGUUGGAGAUAGUUACAGCACAGUAGCAGCACCACAGGCGCUUCAGUACAACUUUACAGACAUUGCGAAAAAAGUAGUCGAUAAUGAAAACAUGGAGAUCGACACAUUUAGUUAUUUGAAGAAUAAAAGAGAAGUAGAUAAUGCUGAGACAGAUAGUGGAUCACUGGCAACCAUUCCAUCAGAUGAAGAUUCUCUAAAUAAAGAGUGGCCAGAUGAGAAACCUAAGACACAAUCCAAAGAAGGAAUCGCAGGUUCAGGCGAUGAGGAAAAUUUCGAAGAGAUAGAAAAUAUCCAGGUAAGUCUUGAUUUCCCGUUCACAAUCCGGCGGGCGAGAAAAUGCUUUUUAUAUAAAUAA
Molecule: messenger RNA, 681 nt
Organism: Echinostoma caproni
Lineage: Eukaryota; Metazoa; Platyhelminthes; Trematoda; Plagiorchiida; Echinostomatidae
Source: the annotation of a GenBank genome assembly